UGACAGUUCAAAGGACACUGGAGUAGGGAGAGCACAGCCAGGGGGAAAAGGACAAGGAAGUCUACCCCAGAGCGUGAGCCCCAGGGAAAGAAGGCAAGAGGUUUCUCACAUCCCCUCCAGACGUUGAUGACCAAGAACUCCUAAAGCAUUAACCCCGCCUGGAGCAGAGGGCAGAACAAGAUGCUUAAAAGAGGCGCCACGGGAUUCCCUCCCCACCAGUCCUGGUUGCAACGCGUCUGCCCCGGCAGCCGUCUCAUCCUGGCUCUACUGGGAGUCAUCACCCUGAUGGGCCUCCUGACUGUCAUCUUUGGCGUCCUGGGCCGCAGGGCUGGCAGCGACCUGAAGAGGAUGGAGGUGGUGCUCCAGAAGGUCAAUGGCUCCAUCUCCACAGAGCUGAAGGCUCUGCAACAGAAGGAGACAGACGACUUGAAGACAUUGGCCAAGUUGGACCAGAUGGUGAAACGCCUGACUGACGAGAUGGACAAAGUGAAGUCGGACGUCAAGGGCAAAGUGGCCGGCCUGCGGAACACCCUCAAGGCUGUGAAUUGCAACCUGCAGGACAUCAAGAACAAUCGGACAGUUGGCAACGCACCCUGCUGCCUGGCAGGCUGGGAGUCCUUCAGCAGGAGUUGCUACUGGGUCUCCAAACAGGAGAAGUCCUGGGAGGAAGCCAAAGCUGACUGCGAGGACAAAGAUGCCCACCUGGUGACCAUCACCUCUUACGUGGAGCAGCAAUUUGUGGCCCUGCGCACGAAGCCUCGCUACACCUGGAUCGGCCUGUUCUACGCCAGCGGGAACUGGAAAUGGGUGGAUGGGACGACUUACACCGUUCGUAGAAUAGACUGGAAACCCGGACAUCCCUACACCUUUGGCCGCGACACAAACGAACGGACGAGAUGUGCCUACCUCCACCGGGAUGGGCUGUGGAGUGAAGGGCACAGCAGUCAGCGAUACAGCUGGGUGUGCGAAAUGAACCUCACAGGUUGAGCUCUGCCGAAGCACGGGCCGGAGGCACCGUUAGGAGGAGGAGGGCAGGAAAGGGGGGAGAGGGCUGCCUGGUGCAUGGCCAAUGGCCCUGAGAGAUCAUGAGCAAAUAAAUGCAUGGUUGUGUGGCA
Heteronotia binoei (common prickly gecko) is the source of this 1115-nucleotide messenger RNA. Its product is annotated as asialoglycoprotein receptor 1-like. The coding region runs from base 181 to 987 and encodes 268 amino acids. The record is from RefSeq and is a predicted model, not a curated record. NCBI's taxonomy places the organism in Eukaryota, Metazoa, Chordata, Lepidosauria, Squamata, Gekkonidae. The transcript has 9 exons. Gene Ontology annotation, molecular function: signaling receptor activity.